AUGGUUUCCCUAACUUACUUCGGUCUGCGCCACACGCCCUGGACAGUUCUCGUCCUCAUUUUCUUCAUCGAAAGCGUGAUGGGGAACUAUGCAAAAUCUUUUUAUAUACACUGGAACACAACAAACAGUAUAUUCAGAAUAGACAACACCGAUCAUGUCUUUGAUUUGAAUAAAGGGAACGCUCAGUUCGAGUAUGACCAAGUCAAUAUAAUAUGUCCAGUGUACACGCCAGGCACUUUCGAAGAAGAUACCGAGAAGUAUAUAAUAUAUAACGUAAGCAAAGAAGAGUAUGAUACAUGUAGGAUAACGAAUCCAAACCCCCGUAUAAUCGCAAUAUGCGAUAAACCGCACAAAUUGAUGUUUUUCACAAUAACUUUCCGACCAUUCACACCUCAGCCGGGCGGUCUAGAGUUCUUGCCCGGCAAAGACUACUAUUUUAUAUCAACGUCCAGCAAGGACGACUUGCACAGACGCAUCGGGGGUAGAUGCCUUAGCCAUAAUAUGAAGCUAGUGUUCCGGGUGUGCUGCAAGCCGGAGGAGCAGUCUCCGGCGCCAACCCCACAACCAACUCUGCCGCCCCCACCACCACCGCCUACCACGCCAGCGACCACAACCACCACAACAACCGUGAAACCUGUCACUAAAAAGACGCACAAGUACGACAAGACACCGAAUGAGGUGAUCAAGAGCGAAGAGUUAUCUCACUCCCGUGGGGCUGCUUUGGCAUCUUCCUUGGCCCUGGCUCUGGCUGCGAGCGCCGUUUUAGCGCCUCUGGCUCGGUGA
Arctia plantaginis is the source of this 783-nucleotide messenger RNA. The record is from the annotation of a GenBank genome assembly. Lineage: Eukaryota; Metazoa; Arthropoda; Insecta; Lepidoptera; Erebidae.